AUGACUCGAGGAAGAGGUACAGGUCGAGGAAGCAUAGGGCAUGCAGGCAAGUCAACAGCUAGGACUAAUAUGCCUGUUCGUACUGCAAACAUGCCUACUAUUCCCACUCCUACAGUUGCACCACAAACAGCUGGUGGCGUAGGUGCUCCAACUUUUAAUCAUGGUAGUACGUCUCCUACUACUCCAAAUCAGACCAACCCAACAACUGUAGGUACGUCUUCACAAACCAACCAAGUAGGUGAUGACGUAUCUCGUAGCAAUACAAAUGGAGAAAGUAAUUCCAGUUGGAGCCAUGUGCGGACCCUUGUUACUAUAACUUCUACAAGAUUGCAACUUUCUAAAGCAUGCUCCAAUAAGAUACACGAGUCUUUCAAAAGUGAACUUGAUCACAAUGGAAUCAAUUGGAAAGGUGUAUCAUAUGACAUAAAAGAUGGCUAUUUUGGGGAAUUCAAGAAACACUUCUAUUGGGAUUCUUCCAUUACUGAUGCUGCUGUAAAGAAACACUGGAAGAGUAAGGCAGCAACUAUGUAUAGAAAUUUCAUUGCUAAAAUCAAAGAUAAAGGGAAUAGGAAAGAUUUUAUACAUGAAGAUGUCUGGGAAAGUUGGAAGCGACUUUGGGGAAAUCCAAAGUGUAUUGAAAAGUCCAAAAUAAAUGCACUGAAUCGUCAUGGAGCCAAAGAUGUCGCUGCUGGAACUCAUAUGGGAGGAUCUAUCUCAAUUGGAGGGUACCAAAAAAGACUUGCUACUGAAAUGGGUCGAGAUCUGACACCAAGUGAAUUACAUUUGCAUAUUCACACACAUGGUCAUGAUGGAAAAUCUUUCAUUGAUGAACGUUCCCAAAUCGUCCAUGAAAGAUUUAAAGAAAUAUUACGAGUAAAAAUAUUAUCAGAAUCUAUUAUUGAUCAAAUUGAAGCAUAUUACCAAGCUGCCGGAGGAGAAAUGAAGCAAAGAGUAUUUGGUCUUUGCUUUGAGGCCAAAGGCUACUAUGGACAAACUCUGUGUAUUUCUUGUGGAAAGACUUCAUCUUCAGCUUCACAUGAAUAG
This is a messenger RNA of Capsicum annuum, 1044 nucleotides long. RefSeq lists its product as uncharacterized. The record is from RefSeq and is a predicted model, not a curated record. The coding region runs from base 1 to 1044 and encodes 347 amino acids. NCBI's taxonomy places the organism in Eukaryota, Viridiplantae, Streptophyta, Magnoliopsida, Solanales, Solanaceae. The transcript has 5 exons.